AUGCAAGUUCUCGCAGCUCCGCCUCAGAGUGAUGCCCCUGCAAUAGGCUCCUGGAGAAUUAGCGCUCGUCGAGUCGUGGAGACUUUGAUCGAGCCCCGUGUUCUGGAUUGGAUGGAUGACGACGGGGGCAUGAAUGACGCAGACUAUAUUCGGCGCUGCUUGAACGAAAUUGACCAUCGGUUCCAGCGAGAUGGUCUGUACAACACGACACCUACAGGUCUCGAGCGAUUAGCCAAAAAGCUGGGAGAGUUUACGUGUUCGAUCUUCCACAGCGACGGACAAUGCGCAUUGGCGUUCGAGGCAUCCAAAAGUGGCAUAUGCUUCAUCCCUGUCUACAUGAGGAUUGCGUUCUGUAUACAGGAAUGUGAAGGCGGCAAACCUCUUCCGAAAGUUCACAUUGCCCUCUACAAUGCCCUUGCGCGGUCAAUUCGUCACCAGACUUCCCCGCUCGACGAUCGUCUCUGCGACGACCUAUAUACCUUCAUCAGCCGGGGUCUGAAAGACAAAGAGCGGGGUGUGCGCUUGGCGGCAGGUCGAGCAUUGACGGACCUCAUCAAACUGAUCUUGCGUCCGAGCCACAGGUCCAGCGAGUGGAUUUUGACAGUUUUUGGGCACUUGAGUCCGCUCUUGAGACAUCCUGAAAGCCCCGUCAAGGAGACGACGAUCAUCACCAUAGGGUUAAUCGGAAAGACGUCUCCGGACCUCCCCUUGCGAGAGAGCGUGUGCACGCUCGUCUGUCAACUGGUCCAGUCCAAUCCUGUGUUGAAGGGCACAGCGGUCCUCCAACUACACGCGCUCGCAAGACAUUAUAGCAAGUCACCCUACAAUCUAGUCAUGCCCUACCUCGAAGCUUUCGCGCCGUAUCUCGUCCGCCGAAUCGUGAAGGAACCAGAUGGUAUCACGGACUUCUGCGAAUUCGCAACAAUUGAUCCACCGGCAUUUCUUAACCAAAGCCUUAAGUAUACUCUCCCUCCUUUGUUCGCAGAUGGUGAUAUGACAGCCCUCAAACGCGUUGCAACCAUAAUAUCGCCCGACUCGCCGAACGUCGCACUCCUAAUGCUCGAUCAAGCGCAUCAUGUCCUUUCCCAUGCCUUCAUGCUCACCGGCGUCGGUCAGACGGGAAAGACGCUCUCUUUCAUCUCGAACAUGCUCAAGAUGUACACUCAGGCUGCGGCCGCACCUGGAGCAGCGAACAUCGUGUUCAGUUCUCUGCUUCCUACUUUGACCGAGAUCGUUGCAUGCCUUGGUCACGAGAACCCAGACAGCGCAGAAGAGGCCAAACAGGGAUUGCAGAAAGUCGCCAGGGUGUUUGAGAACGCCGCUACGGGCUCCCAGAACGCGGACUUCGCGAUCAUGUUGGAGGAGAACAUGUUGGGCAUCAUCACCAACUUGAAUGAUCUUCUGCAAGUGCACGGCAAGUUGACCAUAGAGACGAAGCAACGGAUAUUGCGGAGCUUUGGACAGUUCAGCAAACUCGUUGGUCAUUCCAUCAGCAACAUCAUGGCAACUUUACAGACCAUGUUGCUUGUACCUCAGCUUUCGGAUGCGGCACUCUCAAGUUGGUUCCUCUUCAUCUCCUCUUUGCUUCCUGGCGAUAUUGGCCCUCACGUCGGACCUACAACGGCGUCCUUCGUCGCGUCAUGGACAACGUUCUCCGAUCAAGGUCGGCAAGUAGCGAAGGAGUGUAUCAAGUACAUGGUCAUCGAUCGGGGACGGGAACUCGGGCCUAUGGUCGCCGAAGUGGCCGACCUUCGAGGUAUCCCGGAACUGCUGGAAGCCAGUCAUGCACUGACCGUCCUUCGAUCGGAAUGGACGCCGCAACAACGACUGUCUGCUAUACUGAGCCGUAUAGACAGCGAGAACCUCACUGUCGCAGUGCAAGCAACAUCCGAACUCAAAACGCUCUUGCUGGAAGAUGGCGAGGACUACUUGCGUUCCUUAACAGCGGGGGAUGUCUUCUAUGCUCUUGCCGGCGAUCUGAUGGCGGUUCUAUACCGGGCAGCUUGUCGCGAUGGGGAUGGGGCGGAAGCGUUGCAUUCCCUGGCCUUCGAGUGCAUCGGAAUCGUUGGAGCAAUUGACCCUGACCGGUUCGAAAUGGCAACGAAGGAGACCCGUAUGAUCGUCGGGAACAACUUCGUAGACGAGGACGAAGCCAUCAGCUUUGCGCUACACAUCAUCCAGAACGCGCUCGUCGGGGCGUAUCGUUCUACUCGGGACAUCAAGUACCAAAGCUACCUUGGGUUCACCAUACAAGAACUCCUCCGGUUCUGCCAGUUUACUCCUGCUCUGGUCAAAAAUGGACGAGGUUCAAACCCGGUACCCGUCAAGGUUCGCAAUCGUUGGAAGAGUUUACCCAAGGUGGUCCUUGAGACGGUCACACCUCUGCUCGAAUCUCGCUUCAACGCCCCAGCUCCACCCAAGAUUCCGAUGAACUAUCCGAUCUACCCAACCCAUCCCACCUAUCGUCAAUGGGUACAGGCCUGGACGAGCGACCUCAUCAACAAGGCAUCAGGCAAAUACGCAGAGCAGAUUUUUCAAAUAUUCGCGCCAGUAGUUCGCAACAAGGAUGUCGGAGUCGCUCACCACCUCCUGCCCUACCUUGUCCUCAAUGUCAUCACUUCAGGCGACGAAAACGCUGAUGCGAUCCGAGCAGAACUGCUCGCCGUAUUAGAAGAUCAAGUUGAUCCUCAGAGUCCUUCCACGCCCGACAAGAAAUUGCUCAGCGCACAGACGGUUUUCAUGCUUCUCGACCACCUCAAUCUUUGGAUUCGGACCACGCGCCAAGAACUGCUGGGAGAAUCGAAACGAGCCGCGCGGUCCAACACCAGAGCGUCCGCUGAGGAACGACUCGUUCGAGUGGACUCCAUCCUGUCAAAUAUUGAUCAAGGCUUAAUGGCCAAAGCCGCGUCGCAAUGCAAGGCGUAUCCGAGGGCUCUAAUGAACGUGGAAUAUCAGAUCAGGGAGCAGCGAGUCAACCGCACAUCGACAAAGCAUCUUCAGCGUCACUACGAACGUUUGCACGAGUUGUAUGCUCGUCUGGAAGAACCGGAUGGCAUGGAAGGAGUGUCUCCCAUGAUUCUGUCACCGUCUCUGGAGCAUCAAAUCCGUGAACACGAGAGCACUGGGAGAUGGACAUCCGCCCAAAGCUGCUGGGAGGUUCAGCUUCAGCACGAUCCGGACAACCUGGACUCGCACCUCGGCCUCCUGAGGUGUCUACGCAACCUUGGGCACUACGAUUCGCUCCGCACUCACGUCAAGGGAGUGUUGACGAGGAAUCCCGAAUGGGGUCCACAGUUAAUAGGGUAUCAAAUCGAGAGUGAGUGGAUGGUAGGACAUUGGGAUGAAGUGCAGAAUCUCGUCGAGAACACCGAAGCCUAUCCGUCGCAAGUGUUGAUCGCCCAGGUUCUCCUUGCUAUGCGCUCAGGGGAUCCAGCAGUCAUCUCGUCUUCUUUAUCAAAAGCUCGACUGACCCUCGGUUCCGCCAUCACCGCAUCCGGACCCACUGACUACAAUCGUUCGUACGACGCGGUUCUGGAUCUGCACCUUGUUCAUGAGCUCGAGCUACUCAACGGCGCUGUCAAAGGUCAAGUGGAGGAGAACGAUCUUCUCAAACUUCCUUCUCGCUUGGAAGGACGUUUCGACUCAACUCUACCCUCUUUCCGCAUUCGAGAGCCUAUCCUCAACAUGCGGCGGACUGCGUUGAAGCUUGGCGGCGGUGACAAUGCUGACAUGAAAGAGCCCAUUGGCAACCUAUGGCUCCAUAGUGCGAAGAUCGCCAGAAAAGCUGGGCACACUCAGACCGCUUACAGCGCCGUCCUCCAAGCACAAAGCUACAACGCGCCCUUCUCUUUCAUCGAGAACGCCAAGCUCGUUCGAGUUACCGGUGACGCAAUGCGGGCUCUGCAAGAGAUGGAGAAGCAUCUGCACCGGAAGGGUCUGUUCAACGAGAAGCAGAAGGGUCAAAAGGCUCCUUUUGAGAUCGCUCAGGCGAACAUGAUCCUUGCUCGAUGGAUGGGCUUCACAGAUCGUUACGAAGAUGGCAAAGUCGCUAAGUCGCUUGAACUUGCCUCGGAAAUGUGUAAAGACUGGGAGAGCGGGUACUUCCACUUCGGCCAGUUUUCCGACGAGUGCUUCAAAGCGCUGAGCGGCGAAGAUAAGCGCACCCGUGGCCCGAGGCUCAAUCUCAAGACAGUGCAGUGUUUCACCAAGGCCAUCGCUGUGGGGUCAAAGUAUACCUACCAGACGCUCCCCCGUGUCCUCACACUUUGGCUCGAUAUGAGUGAAGAUCGACAUCGCGACAAUGCCACUUUCAACGCCAUCAAUUCUACCGUGGACGAAGCCAUCAAGAAUUCUCCCGCUUACAAGUGGUACACUGCCUUCCCUCAGAUUGUUUCUCGCAUCAGUGUUCAGAAUGACACCGCAUACAACGUGCUUGCAAAGCUGAUCACCAGAGUUCUACACGAGUAUCCUAGGCAAGCGUUCUGGCUUUUCACUGCAGUGGUUCAUAGUACGAGUCAGGCCGAUCCUAUGCGCAAGAAAAGGAGCAAAAUCAUUAUACAGGCUCUCCAAGCCAAUCGUCGCCGUCUGCCUACCGUGAUUCAAACUAUGACCCAUCUUGCGGAUGUCUUGAUCAGGCUUUGUCACCACAACGCUACAUCCAAGACGAUCUCCCUGAAAACCCACUUCGGAGAGCUGCGCGACAUUGCCAAGAAAGAAAACAUCUUGAUACCGUUGCAAGAGUCGUUGACCGCUAACCUUCCACCUUCCUCGGCGAUGGAAAGCACACACAAGCCGUUCUUGAUCGACCCCCCUCGCUUCCACAGCGUCUGCGACGAAAUUGCGGUUAUGAACUCAAUGGCCAAGCCAAAGAAGCUGGAGAUCAUCGGGAGCGACGGACGGACGUACACAUUCUUAGCCAAGAAAGACGACCUCCGGAAGGAUGGCAGGCUUAUGGAUUUCGACGCUAUCCUCAACAAGCUCCUCAAAGCCGAUUCUGAGGCACGACGAAGGCAGCUCAGGAUCCGGACCUACAGCGUAGUCUCACUUACGGAAGAAUGUGGUAUGAUUCAAUGGGUGCCCCACACCGUGCCUAUCAGGACAAUCCUCGAACGACUUUACGCGAACAGAGGUUGGGCGGAAUGGUGGAAGGACCCUACGUUCUGCACGUCGGCGGCGAAGCUUCGGGCUUCAGAAUCUGUGAACGAAAUCGGCAAGAUUUUUGUCGAAGAUAUCCUACCACGCUUCAAGCCCGUACUCCACGAGUGGUUCGUGGAGACAUUUUCCGAACCGACCCUGUGGUUGGCCAGCAGGAAAGCGUAUAGCCGAACAGCCGCGGUCAUGUCCAUGGUCGGCUACAUACUUGGCUUGGGCGAUAGGCAUUUGGAGAACAUCCUCUUGGACACCGUAUCAGGCGAGAUUGUCCAUGUUGACUUCGACUGUCUCUUCGAAAAGGGCCACUUCCUCGAAACUCCAGAGAUUGUCCCGUUCCGCCUGACACAGAACAUCGUCGACGGCUUCGGAGUGACUGGCGUAGAGGGCGUCUUCCGCAUCUCUUGCGAGGUCACGCUGCGUCUACUGCGCGACAACAAGGACUGUCUCCGCAACGUCCUGGACGCCUUCGUACAUGACCCGCUCCUGGAAUGGAUCGAGAAGCGACGAAGGGAGCGCCGUCACGGGCAGCAAGUCAACCCUGUGUCGAAUGUGGCCGAUAUGCGGGACCUAUCGAUGCAUGCUUUAGGACCCAUCGAAGAGAAGCUAGAAGGCAGGUUCAAGCCUUGCAGGUCCAAACACCCGUCCAGGCAUUUGUCGGUGAUCAACCAUGUCCAGGCUCUCAUCACCGAGGCAGCAGAUGUUUCGAAUCUAUCUCGCAUGUAUUUCGGUUGGGCACCGUUCCAGUGA
This is a messenger RNA of Epithele typhae, 5898 nucleotides long. RefSeq lists its product as uncharacterized. The record is from RefSeq and is a predicted model, not a curated record. The coding region runs from base 1 to 5898 and encodes 1965 amino acids. Gene Ontology annotation, cellular component: nucleus. Lineage: Eukaryota; Fungi; Basidiomycota; Agaricomycetes; Polyporales; Epitheliaceae. Gene Ontology annotation, molecular function: protein serine/threonine kinase activity; protein binding. The transcript is spliced from 22 exons. Gene Ontology annotation, biological process: telomere maintenance; DNA damage checkpoint signaling; protein phosphorylation.